Molecule: messenger RNA, 1569 nt
Organism: Darwinula stevensoni
Lineage: Eukaryota; Metazoa; Arthropoda; Ostracoda; Podocopida; Darwinulidae
Source: the annotation of a GenBank genome assembly
AUGCAAUCAUGCAAUGUUCCGCACACAGGACCGUCGGAGGAGCAACGACUGAAAGGACCUUCUCCCUUCAGAGUGGAUUUUCACGGAUUCGAAAACGAAGAGGACUUCCAUCAGGUUCCCUUGGCGAUGCAGGGCGACCACGACGAGAACGAGGUCACCCUCUCCGGAACGAUGCGGACCAAGAUCGCCCUCCUCAACAAGCGCAAGGAGAUGAUGAAGAAGGUGGAGGAGCGGCGGAAGAUGAUCGAGGAGCGGCAGAGGAAGUUCCGGGAGCUGGAGGAGGNGGAAGAUGAUCGAGGAGCGGCAGAGGAAGUUCCGGGAGCUGGAGGAGGAGAUGGGGAAGCUGGAGCAGCAGAAGCCAAAAUAUCCGGAGUCCAGGAGGAACUCGCUCGCGCCGUCCAAGGCACAGGCGGGCAGAAGCCCCUCGCGAUCGCCGCAAGUCCCGAAGAAGGACUCCCAAGUUUCCACGAAAUCGGGAGCCGGCACGAACGCCACAUCUCUGCGAGCCCGGAGAAGCAUUCCCGCUUCGAGACGAACUUCCCACCUGGAAAGUGGGACGGGAUGAAGGGUUCGCGUUGUUUGGAUUCGACCGAUCUGGUAGUAGCAGAGAGAUUUGAAGGAGGUGUAACCUGGGUUCUUUCGUGUCGGAAGGAGUUCGACGGGGUCGAAAGGAUCGUUGGGAAGCGGGGCCUCCGUGAAUGGAUGUGUCUUCCCGGAACAAAUGGAGCCUUUCGCCGAUCCAAAGGAGGGGAUGCGGGAUGCACUCGAACUCCUCAACAUGGAAGAUUGGGGAUCACGGAUCUGGUGCGUCUGACGAGGUUCCACGGGCAAGUUCUCCUGGGGGAUCUUCAUAAUGUGAACAUUGCGCUCAUGAAGGAGGUGAAGAAUCUGAGGUCGCAGGUUUCGAGAGCGGCCAUCCAGGCGUUCGGGGAGUUCUUCGAGUAUCUCAAGAGGGCGAUGGAGAAUGUGAGUGGCGUCGAUGGGGUUUUCCUGGUCGUUUUCGAGGGGCGGCGGGUGAGGAUUCGUGUUUUUCUUCUCUUGGAGGAUCUGGAGAGGAUCGUGAAUCUCAUGCUUCAGAAGACGGGGGAGACGAAUAAAUUCAUUCAACGGGACGCGAACAAAGCGUUGGACGCCAUGGUCGAUCGCGUCACGCCCAUCAAAUGCGUCACCGUCCUCAUCUCCGAAGGACUCGCGCACAAAAAUCCACAAGUCCGCGCCUCCACGUCCCGACUUCUGGCCAACUCCGUCGAGGCCAUCGGCGCCCACAAAGUCCUCACGAACAAGGAACUCACGGACCGAAUCAUCCCGUCCACAGUCCGACUCAUCGGCGACGGCAACCCCGAAGCCAGGUUUCCUGUCGACUCCGACUUCUUCCUCCUCGCGUUCGCCGUUUUCCUUCCAGUUUCCCGUUUUCCUUCCAGAUUCCACGCAAAAAGAACCUUCCGGACGUUAAGCGACCACCCCGAGUUCAUGAACACCUUGAAGAGAUUCGUCCCCGCCAAUCAGCUCAAGGGUUUGGAGAAGACCAUCAACUCCAUCAAGAAGAGCGUGAGGCGAUCUUAUCAUUAA